GACCAUUUCGCGCUCACUCGGUCCAGGCGUAGAGUCUCCGGUUCUGUAAGUCUGAGGUGUUCGGCUUGGGCUAACACAGCUAGCUUCCGGCUGCGUCCUGAUUCUCUCACCCUGAGUUACUGCUGCACUGGAUCUGUUUAUCCCUCCACAUCUUAUUUCCGCUAAACCGUUCUUAUUAUUUUAUUCUCUAUUCAUUUGUUUCGGUGUCAGAACUCGUUUAUUUAUUCAUUUAUUUAUUUGCUUUAGCCUCUCAUGUCUUCUGCAUAGAAGCUAAGCUAACAGCUGUCGACUAACAGCUGUGUGUGUCUGGAAAUGUAUUGAUAUCCUUUAGAAGACCUGCAUUGUCCUCACAAGGAUAGGGGGAUUUUUAUAGACAGUUAGCUGGUUUCUGCGAGAAAGAUCUGUAAAAAACAAAAACCCUCGGAUAUUAAGUUUGAAGGGUGUAGGUGUAAAUGGACCUUUUAAAUAGACACAUUAAUAAUCGUCAAUAAAAGGUCCUUAGAAGUAUACUAAGACAGCCCUGUGUGUGUGUGUGUGUUUGUUUGUGUUUGUGUGUGUGUGUGUGUGUGUUUGUGUGUGUGUGUAAGGGCUAAUUUUUGUUAAUUUAUUUCUAAAUUUAAUGCCACAUGUAAUCAAGAAAUAUGUAGAAAUAUGUGCUUGGCCUCACACCCCCUUUUUCCUUAAUAGCAUAUUCACGUUACAGUUCGAGUCACGUUUACACUUUAAUCGCACAUAAAGGAAAUCCACGAUGAUGCAGAACUCCCUCGACACUUACAAAUACAAUGCAGAAAUGUAGUAACGAUGACUAAAUGUGAACAAAGCCCGCUGGUGGGCUUUUACAUAACGCUUCUAUUGAAGAAUUGUUUUCUUUAUGUGAAUAAAUGUUUUUAGGCCGCUGAACUGAUGGCAUAAGCAAAUUUUUAUCUAAGUGAUUAAAUGUUUAGAGACUGUGCAGCAUUUUGUUACCGAAUUCAUCUGUGGUUGUAUUGAGAUCAUCUCGUACAGGGUGACGAGCAGUAACAUGUCGCCAGGACCUGUGUUGUGCAGCGAUGGACCAGAACUACGAGCGGCGGCUACUGCGACAAAUCAAUAUUCAGAAUGCCAACGCCAGCCCCAUCAAAGCUACAGAGGUGAUGUGUGCACUGACCCCCAUUAACUCUCCUCUCUCCUCACCGAGUAAACACGGAGAUCGCUUCAUCCCGUCUCGCGCCGGCGCCAACUGGAGCGUCAACUUCCACCGCAUAAACGAGAAUGAGAAGUCGCACAAUCAGAACAGAAAGACAAAAGACGGCACAUCAGACAGCAGUAAAGCAGAUGGCCUGGCUUACUGUGCGCUGCUAAAGAAUGAGCUGCUGGGAGCAGGCAUCGAGAAGGUGCAGGACCCUCAGACGGAGGACAGGCGCCUGCAGCCUUCGACACCUGAGAAGACAAGUCUGUUUAGUUAUUCCCUAAGUGCUAAGCGUGCACUCCCUGAUGAUGGCAACAGCGUCUCUCCAUACUCACUCUCGCCCGUCAGCAGUAACAGUCAGAAGCUGUUGCAAUCACCACGGAAGCCCAUGCGCAAGAUUUCCAAAAUUCCCUUUAAGGUGCUGGACGCCCCUGAGCUGCAGGACGACUUUUACCUCAACCUGGUGGACUGGUCAUCAUUAAACGUGCUCAGCGUCGGCCUCGGUACCUGCGUGUACCUGUGGAGUGCCUGCACUAGCCAGGUGACACGGCUUUGUGAUCUGUCAGUAGAAGGCGACUCGGUCACGUCAGUGGGUUGGUCAGAGAGAGGAAACUUGGUGGCAGUGGGCACUCAUAAAGGCUUUGUACAGAUUUGGGAUGCAGCUGCAGGGAAGAAGCUGUCGGUAUUAGAAGGCCACACAGCCAGAGUUGGAGCAUUAGCAUGGAAUGUGGACCAGCUGUCUUCAGGCAGCAGAGACCGCUUAAUCCUACAACGUGAUAUUCGAGCUCCUCCGCUGCAGUCCGAGCGCAGGUUACAGGGCCACAGACAGGAAGUGUGCGGCCUCAAGUGGAGCACUGAUCACCAGCUGCUUGCCUCCGGUGGCAAUGACAAUAAGCUGCUGGUGUGGAAUCACUCCAGCGUCUUACCCAUGCAGCAAUACACCGAGCACUCAGCAGCGGUGAAAGCCAUCUCUUGGUCUCCUCAUCAGCAUGGCCUGCUGGCAUCAGGGGGGGGCACCGCUGACCGCUGCAUUCGCUUCUGGAACACACUGACAGGACAGCCACUGCAAUGCACAGACACGGGCUCGCAGGUCUGCAACCUGGCAUGGUCCAAACACACUAACGAACUGGUCAGCACACAUGGUUACUCUCAGAAUCAGAUCCUGGUGUGGAAGUACCCUUCUCUGACACAGGUUGCCAAACUCACUGGCCACUCCUACAGAGUCCUCUAUUUGGCCAUGUCUCCAGAUGGAGAGGCCAUAGUCACAGGAGCAGGAGACGAGACUCUACGCUUCUGGAACGUCUUCAGCAAAACCAGAUCUACCAAGGAAUCAAUAUCUGUGUUGAACCUCUUCACAAGGAUCCGAUAAUAUUUGUGCACAUCCAGAGGUUCUUGCAUUUAGGACUUCUAUACACUGAUUAUUAAGAUGACAGUCUAUGUGACUGAUGGACACUUCUAGGCAUAGCCUCCUUUCUGUGGGUUUGUGAAGAAGACAAGUGAAAUGUGGGACUUGCGUGCUUUUCCAUUUGACUUGAGUGACAAAAGCAUGUAUUACUGCCAAAAGUCAGUGUGAAUGUUUAACCGCUGGUUUGUAAAAGUUUUUAUUUGAACCAUUAUGCUGGGGUUUUUUUGUGCGUGUGUUUGUGCCAUUUGAGCUUUGGGUCCAUCAGCCUUAAAUGCAGUGUUGAAAUAACUACAGUUGGAUAAUGGUAGGCCUUUGCAGCUUUUAAAAGGAUCAGACCAUGUACAUCAUUUAGACAUAUCAGAGAAGCUAUUUAAUUUUUUCUACAUGUUUAAUCAGUCACAUAUAUAUUAUGUGUACAGUAGCAGAUAUUCCAUUGUAAAUCCUGAUUUUAAGCAUCAAACUACAGCAGAGGUCACUUUUCCAUGCCUUUCGAACAAGAAUGCAGUGUUGACUACCAUAAUUACCAUUCUUCUGAAACCACUUACUAUUUAUAAUUUUGAAAUCGAAAUUCCAGUGGUGUAAAAGAAAAAAAAUACUAUUUGGCACUUAUUUUAUUCUGAGAUUUUUUAUUUAUUUUUUUGUCAUAUUUUUCCCCCUUGUUUUUUUUUUUUCCACCUCUCAUGGUGAAAAUGAUGUGUUGUAUCAGUAAGAAUGAUUGCUAUUUAUUUAAUGUGUGACUGCGGUGACUUGUCGAAAAGCUGAUCACUUCUAUGUUGAAAAAUGGGUGCUCGUUUUUAAUUUUGCCAUUCGCAAUCAUGUAAAAUACGUUGUCCUUUUCAUUACAGCUUCAAGAAUGUUUAAGAAUAUACAUUAAGGAAAAAAGUGUACAUUUUCUCAUUGAAAAUGAAUAAAACUAAGUGUUCUAUGGUUCA
Silurus meridionalis is the source of this 3505-nucleotide messenger RNA. RefSeq names its product fizzy-related protein homolog. Gene Ontology annotation, biological process: anaphase-promoting complex-dependent catabolic process; positive regulation of ubiquitin protein ligase activity; positive regulation of anaphase-promoting complex-dependent catabolic process. Bases 1050 to 2537 code for a protein of 495 amino acids. The transcript has 14 exons. NCBI's taxonomy places the organism in Eukaryota, Metazoa, Chordata, Actinopteri, Siluriformes, Siluridae. Gene Ontology annotation, molecular function: protein binding; ubiquitin ligase activator activity; anaphase-promoting complex binding. The record is from RefSeq and is a predicted model, not a curated record. Gene Ontology annotation, cellular component: anaphase-promoting complex.